Molecule: messenger RNA, 1137 nt
Organism: Ixodes scapularis (black-legged tick)
Lineage: Eukaryota; Metazoa; Arthropoda; Arachnida; Ixodida; Ixodidae
Exons: 6
Coding region: 1-1137 (378 amino acids)
Biological process (GO): phospholipid metabolic process; arachidonate secretion
Source: RefSeq, a predicted model, not a curated record
AUGAAGACGCGCGUUUUGGCGUGCCUUAUUGUCUGCGCAAUUACACGGACUCUCGGACAUGAAGGGGCUUCGAACGCUUCGGUCUCCUUGGGUUCCCUCAGCUCUACGGCAUCGAGACUGAGCCCAAUCAAAAAUGGCGCCAAAGCGUCAGACAAAAGGUUUGGAAACCUGACGAAUACCUCAUCCGGUGAUAUUGCCAUACAGUUAAAUGAAAUGACCUGCCCAAGCGUUCGACGCGUAGUCGUAACUGAUAUCACCGACGGCGGUCACAGGAUGGUUGAGGCGUUUCUGGACAAAACAGAAGAAAAAGCAACUGCAUGCUAUUGCAAUAUCAUCGGUGAUAGGGCUCUCAUUGAGGAGAUUAUGCAAUAUAUUAACAAAGACAUUAUUGAAAAAACGACCAAGGAAGGAGUGCAGUAUUAUCUAAACCUGUGUGAUAGCAUUAAGUCCAAGAGAGAUAAAGGCAGCUUGGAAUCCCUCUUCGAAAGAAUAGCCGAGAAAUUACAGCGCCUCUUCAUAUUUCCCGGGACCAAGUGGUGCGGAGCAGGUGAUGUGGCUAAAAACUACUCCGAUUUAGGAGUGCACAAGGGGACUGACAUGUGCUGCCGCACACACGACAUAUCGACCGAUAACAUCCCGGCACUGCAAACCAAGCACGGCAUCACCAAUAAUAACUUCUACACGAUGACCAACUGCGAGGAUGACCGCCAGUUCUACAAUUGCCUCUCGAAUGAUAACAGCGAUACAUCUAAAGCAGUCCGAACGAUCUUCUUCGAAUUUCUUAGCGUAAAGUGCUUUUCCUGCACCUAUCCUAGGAAAUGCGUAAAAAAUAAUCCGUCCCACAACCCUUCAAAGUGUAAGAAGUACGAGCUUGUCAAAUCGGCCCCCAAGAAGUGUCAGAUCUUGCCACCUUCAUACUUCAAGGACAUCAACAAUAGAAAGCGGAGUCAGAAGAACCAGGUGCGCUUGACGAUUGCAGAGAACGAUCCGGAAACCGUGACCGAGAACGCCGGUGUUUGGGUCAAAACUGAAGAACCGGAAGACAAGCCGGUCCUUGAGAACGAAAAUUACUUCGGAAACAUCGUUGAAGGCGAUGACACCACUCCAGUCAUAUCUGAGGAACCAGUCAACAAUUGA